CCUUUUUUAAUGGGAAAUCGGCCAAAAAAACACUGAACUUUGCGGGAAUUGCCAAAAGAAACCUGGACAUAUGGGCUAGCCAAUAAAAUCCUGAACUUUUGUUGACUUUUCGGGUUUAUUAAGAAACUUACGAUUGACUGACCAGAUAAACACACCGUUAACCGAGUUAACUGAUAAUUAAGCGGACGUUAAUUUUGGGUGUUAAAGUAUACGACGUCGUUUCAUCACUUUGUCUGAUUAAAGACAAACGACGUCGUUUAUAUAGCUGUGUUAUUAAAAAUAUGUGUUUCCUACGGCUCGAACUCGUGUACUCGGGUUUAAUGGUAGGGGUUUUUGCCACUGAGCUAGUGGACUUUGCAAUGGAUAUACGAACACAGUUUCUUUUAUUCUCUUUGAAUCCGAGUUAAAUGAAUCAAAAAGAGACGACGGUUUUCUCCUCCGAUUGGUAUAAACCCUAAAUGGGCGAAAUCAUGAAUCCAGUUCGCGAUUCUCUUCGAUCUCGUCCUUAAGAAUCUCGAUUCUCAUCUCUCCUUCUUCGAGUAUCGCAUGAUGAGUUCGGGUUGUGAGGAUUCGUCUGUGAAUACGAUGGGAAUUCGUGGUAUCCCGGAGCAAUGCGGUUGUGGUCGAAGAACUGGGAUAUACACAUCAAAAACGAAGGUCAAUCCAGGAAGAACUUUCUUUAGAUGCCCAACGUUUCAAAAUGAUCACUUGUAUAAAUGGGUAGAUGAAGCUGUCUACGAAGAGGUUCAAGAUGCAUUGCCAAAAGUUGAAUGCUUUGCAUCAGAUGUUAUGAAAAUUAAAAUGGAGAUCGAAAGCAUGAAAACCGUGGAGGAAGACUUGAAAGAAGAUGUCAGGAAGGCGAGCAAUGAACUUAAGAAGCUGAAUGUGAUCAUGAAAGUGGGUUUUUCGGUGGUUUGUUUAGGCGUUGUGAUAUGUCUUGUGUUGAUCAUGUUUGACAAAGCAGAUGGGUUGUCUAUGAAUAGCUACUAA
Messenger RNA from Brassica napus (rape), 990 nucleotides. RefSeq lists its product as uncharacterized. The transcript is spliced from 2 exons. Gene Ontology annotation, molecular function: zinc ion binding. The record is from RefSeq and is a predicted model, not a curated record. Lineage: Eukaryota; Viridiplantae; Streptophyta; Magnoliopsida; Brassicales; Brassicaceae. Bases 547 to 990 code for a protein of 147 amino acids.